Entrophospora candida is the source of this 264-nucleotide messenger RNA. NCBI's taxonomy places the organism in Eukaryota, Fungi, Glomeromycota, Glomeromycetes, Entrophosporales, Entrophosporaceae. The record is from the annotation of a GenBank genome assembly.
AUGACUUUAAACGAUUUUAAAGCGAUUCGGUUUAACGCUAAACUUUUAAUGGCUAAAGGUAGUUUUGGAGAAGUUCAUAAAGCAACAUGGAUUGGCCUUUUUGAUGAAGGUUUUAUGGAAGCAUCAGAAUUAUUAAACCCUAAUUUUACUGUUCAAGAAUUAAGUGAUUCUUUAGAACGUUUAGAAUACAAGGCUCCUUUACAAAACAUUAAAAAUACUAUGGAUACUUCAAAGCAAAAUAACGACUAUGAUAUCUCAUCUUAG